Messenger RNA from Exophiala aquamarina CBS 119918, 2268 nucleotides. RefSeq lists its product as uncharacterized. NCBI's taxonomy places the organism in Eukaryota, Fungi, Ascomycota, Eurotiomycetes, Chaetothyriales, Herpotrichiellaceae. The coding region runs from base 1 to 2268 and encodes 755 amino acids. The transcript has a single exon. The record is from RefSeq and is a predicted model, not a curated record.
AUGGCUACCUUCAAUGUACCUGAAAAGGGCAUAGUGGUUCAGCACGACUCGAGAACGGCCUCACCAGAUCAACAACCUUUGCAAGUCAUUCAGCUGGAUCUGGUGGACAACCUGACCAAAGAUAUCCUUCGAUCCUUGAAAACCAAUGAACCAGUCCGACUUCGAUGUGGCAAGAAGCCAGUCGUUCAAUUCGGCAAAAAGUCCAUCCCCCUAGCGAGCACUACUGCCACAUUCCCUUCUGAAAUUUAUUCCAACCCUCCCCACAAUCACAACACCCUCUAUUUUUCAGGCAAACUGAGCCACACCUUGGAAGUCCGAAAGGCCGAGGAAGACACUGCAGGGAGCGAUGAGGCUUUAGCUGCUCUCGAGAGUACACUGAAGUCCAUACAGGAGCAAAGAGCCUCCAAUGAAACGAGCAUUAUUGGAAGUAAGGACGGCCGCAAAGGAAACAGAGACCACAAAGUAUCGCCCUUAAUUAGUCAGAAUGCCUCCCUGAGGAAGGAUUUCGACCAUCUAAUGCCUCGGUCCACUCCCUCCAGUCCGUUUCUGAGCGCAAAUUACUCGCCUCGUUUGGGACCAACAUCCGCAGGCCUCGGAACAGGCAUCUCAACCAAGGACCAAGUGCGCCUGGAUGCUAUUAAAAUCCCUCUUAUCCAUCUCCUAGCCAUCCGUCCUCUCACUUCUAGGGGUGUCGCUGAAAAGCUCCGAGCACCAAGAGAUGAGGUCGAGAAGAUUCUGGAAAAAGUCGCCCGAGACACUCAGGUCGGAGACGGGCGCAAAGAGUUGAAAGAGAAGACGUAUCGUGAACUCAAUGUACACAAGUUCAAUUACCGGACGCCGGAAGAUCGGCAAUCAGCAAUAGCGAACGCUAUCACCGCCUACGACCGAAUCCGAGUCGACAAAAAGGAUCCCCUCUGGCAAUUGCUUCUGCCCGAGAACGAGCGCGGCAAAGGCAAGUGUCUGUCUAAACUCAACUUUGACAAGCCUACCCAAGUGCCCAGUCAUGCUGCAACCCGACCUGGAGACGAUAGCAAUGAGAGUAAAGCCGAUGUGUCUGAUCGCGAGCCCGGCAAAGUCAAGGCAAAGAAGGGGAUCGUAACGACCCACAGGAAACCCAAAGACAAACCCACUACUGCCCGACCGUCGGCAAAAGCAGACGCCAAUGUUCCUCCCAGGCCCAAAGACAUGUCAAGCAAGCAGACCAAACCUGACGGAAAAUUCAAAUCUUCUGAGAGGAUUGAAGACUCUGACGAAGAGGCUAAUGCUGCUGAAGCACUUGUCGCGAAACCUAAAGCUCGCCCAGCAGCAACUGGCAAGGCAAGCGCCGUUCCAAAUGCAAAGCGAAAACCUGGGCAAGAGCAAUCCAAACCCUCUACUCCCUCUCAUAUCAUCUCCCCCCCAAAGAAGACGGUUCACAAGACAUCUCUUUCCGGUUCCUCUUCUGGUAGUGGCAGCGGCAACGAAAGGCCACGCAUCAACCCCAAUUCUGAAACUUCAAAAUCACUUCAGCCUCAGUCUCGACCUGACCCCUCGAUCACUUCUAACUCGCGCAUAUCACCACGGCCACGUCACAACAGUUCCCCUCAAAAGCCAUCCCCUCUGGGAUCCUCACCUCCCACUACCUCCACUGACGUCGAGAAUUCAAGCUCGAGUAAAGCCUCCAAUCAAUCCUCUGCUCCCUCAUCCCCACCUUCUGGUACAGACAUGCCUCAAGUUGAGCAACAAAACAACAAGUACUCACCAGUCAUCUCAUCCGAUAAAGCAGGCAAUCAAUCUCGAGGUCGCAGUCCCGUGAGGAGAAAAGCAGACAUGGCAGAGGAUGCACGACCAACAAAACGUAAAGCUGAAACUGCCCCAAAUGACGACAGACCAGCCAAACGCACACAGCACGAAAAGACGCUCAUUAAUGGCACCACGCCAAACGCAUCGACUAAGCCACAGAGAGUGGCCCCUAGACGUCAAAAUUCCGAUUCGCAUUCAUCCCGCUGCUCAAGUCCUGAAAAGCCUGGACCGAAGAGGGAGGACGUCAUCCUGGAUGCAAGACGAUUCCAGAAGUACUACAAGCGGUACAAGGAUUUGUACGACCGAAUCGCAUCGGUUAGUGAGACCGAACGGGACGAUAAGGAUAUGGAUGACUUGUGGAAGAUGCACAAACGGCUGAAGGAGAUGAAGGCUGAUAUCUGGGGCAAUUGGGAUAAAGUGGAGAAGAUUUCAAAGGUGAACGACAAGAUCGACAAACCGAUGAGACAGGCCGUAGCCGCCGCCUGA